Messenger RNA from Polypterus senegalus (gray bichir), 3404 nucleotides. Its product is annotated as interferon regulatory factor 2-like. The transcript is spliced from 9 exons. Gene Ontology annotation, biological process: immune system process; regulation of transcription by RNA polymerase II. The record is from RefSeq and is a predicted model, not a curated record. Gene Ontology annotation, cellular component: nucleus. Bases 147 to 1022 code for a protein of 291 amino acids. NCBI's taxonomy places the organism in Eukaryota, Metazoa, Chordata, Cladistia, Polypteriformes, Polypteridae. Gene Ontology annotation, molecular function: DNA-binding transcription factor activity, RNA polymerase II-specific; RNA polymerase II cis-regulatory region sequence-specific DNA binding.
ACGGCUGUGAAUAUUCCUCCCGUUGUCUUUUCACGAUAACUGGCCGAGGCGUAUGGACCGAAUGUCCAUUUUCCUUUGAAAUACGUAAUUGUGUUACUCUAUGUGUUUCGGGACCUCUAUGGGAAAAACGGACUGAUCAGAGCAGGAUGCAGCAAGGGAGACUGCGAUUGCGACCCUGGCUAGAAGAGCAGAUCAGGUCCAACAAGUACCCGGGGCUUCAGUGGGUCGAUGAGUCCACUGGCACCUUUCAGAUUCCCUGGAAACAUGCAGCUCGCCAUGGAUGGAGUAUUGACAAAGAUGCAUCACUUUUCAGAAGCUGGGCACUGCACACAGGAAAAUAUAAACCAGGAAUUGAUAAGCCAGAUCCAAAGACUUGGAAAGCCAACUUCCGAUGUGCUCUCAAUUCCCUGCCAGAUGUAAAGGAACUUCACGACAGAAGCAUUAAGAAAGGCAACAAUGCCUACAGGGUCUAUGUAAUGUUGCCCAUACACAAAAGCCAGAGAAGGAGAAAAGGCGUGAAGGAAGAAAGGCAAACCGAAGUAAAACAUGAAGACAUGAACAUGAACUAUGAAGCAGUUCUUCCUAAGACAGAAAGCUGGUGUGCGUUGGAAGGAUUUAACGUUGCUUUCUCCAAAUACUCACUUGCCAAGAACAAUUCUUCUGCAUGGAAUAGCAGGUCCAACAGCGGCCAAAACCUGAUGAAGAGCACACCCUUUGCUGGCCAGAGUGCUUUCUCCUGCCUACCAGAUAAACAUGAAGAAGACAUCACUAAUCAGGAUGAACACGCUCAAGCCAUUUUGCAGAUAGUAGAUCACCUGUCCGGUGUGGAUCACUGGAAUGAAUCAUAUGGCAGCCAUAAGAUGUCCAGGUCCUGUGUGUCUGCUCCAUGGAUACAUCUUUACAAUGAAGGGCUUGAGCACAAUGAACACCCACCCUUUGUAGACCACAGCUUGGAAAAUGAGCAGCAAGGACCCGUCUUUUCUGAUUUUAUAUGUUCACAUUUAACCAUGAUCCCCAGCUAGUGAGGGGGGUGCCAGGAACUGAUGGACAGAGCAUCAGUCAGCAGUCACAUGAAACUGGGACAAUAGUGAAGGUGCUCUUACUGGUCUAAGAAGAAGGACUAGGCCAUUUCACCAGGUGCCACUGAGGUACCACAGUGCAAGUGUCACUCGCAACAUCAGCAGAAUAAAGUGAAGUGUGUCCAUUCAAGGGGCCAGUGCCGGCAGAGAAAAGGAAGACAGCAGAUGCCUUCACCUGCUUUGUUAUAUUGUUACUUUAUUUUCUGAUAGUAUACAUCAUGGAAAAACAUUAUAAAAAAAUUUUUUAUUAGAAGCAUAUGUGGAAUAUACCCAUCUCUACUUGUCUAAUUAUAAUUUAGUCCUUCUGACCAGCAGUUCAUUUAGCAAGCUGCUGGUUUGGGGAUGUUCACCGUGAGGCCCACUUUGGCCUGAACUUUUCUGUUAACAAGUUGGAUCCCAGCCAAAGGCUCAAGAAGGUGGCAUCUCAGUUUAGGUAGAUGAGAUGCUCCAGCACAUGAGAAGAUGGGUUUACACUUCUUCUGUACAACUUGCCAGUGUGCCUCUGUGAUUCGUUUUCAAUACGUUUCUCAUCAGCUUCCGCCAACUGACCUCAAGUGUAAGCUUAGCAAUUUAGUUAGAAGAAUUCCACCAGACUUCAUUUUGGUCAAUGCCCUAUACAUUUUGAAAAGUGUACGAGAAGAUUUCCAAGAAUGUAAGCUUGCCUUUUGGCUCCAUGGGAGUUAUAUUUCUUCUGUAUAGCCGCUCUUUUGACUGCGGUACUUUUUAUUUUUCCAUUGGCACUUCCUUAACUAAUUCUGUUUGUUUUACAUUAAUGUGAAGAAUUUUGUAAAAGGUUUGAAUUCUGCUUCUGGUCAUUGUUCGUGUAGAAUCUCCCCGUCUCUGAGUGGUGUUUCUUCACAAAUCAUCAAAGAUGUGUUUUAGAAUCAGGGGUCGCCAAGUCCGGUCCUGGAGGACCACCGUGGCUGCAAGUUUUCAUUCUAACCCUUUUCUUAAUGAGUGCCCUGUUUGCACUGGCAUCCCGCUGACCUUAUACUGAGAAUUGCCAAUCAUGGAGAAGAAACAAAAAUUAUGGUGGAUUUAUCUUCUUUAAGGGACUGUGAAAAAUAGGAAAAUGCAAAGUAUUGUCUUUUAUAGGGACUGGGCUCACUGAAUUAAGACUUUGAACAAAACUAUUUUGUAUAGUCUGUGCCAAACGGAAGCUCACAUACCAAGGGAUUAAAACAAACAAAUCAAUAAAUGCCUUUCUUUUAUUUUGAUAAGAAUUCCAACACAGUGGAUGUCCAGGUAGAACAUUUUCAUGAUACCCAACUGACGCAGACAAUGGCGGAAGAGUUUACUACAGGAUUAUGGCAUGAGAGGAUAGUGCUGGGUGCUGACAAGACCUUCAGCCACUUGCAUGAAGUCAGUCAGUCAGUCAAUUUCUAACCUGCUCAGUCGUGAAGAGGGUCGCGGGUGGUCUGCUGGAGCCUAUCCCAGCUAGCAUAGGCUGCAAGACCGGAACAAACCCUGGACAGGGUGCCAGUCCAUCACAGGGUAAACAUACACACAAACUACGGCCAAUUCAGGAUCACUAAGCCAGCACAUCUUUGGACGCAGACACAGGGAGGACACAAAGCCAGGUCUCCUUCCUGGGAGGCAGCAGCGCUGUGCCACUGUUCCUCCCCACUUACUUUAAUCUGAAUGUAUUUGCUGCUUUAAUGUUGUACACUACUACAAUAUCCUUUCAUGUUCAUCGUGGUGUGACAACAUGUUGCAUGUUGGUUGGACAUGCAAGUAAGAAUUUCACUGUACUCUGUAACUGUGACAAUCUGACUAAUUCUGGUUUGAAUACUACAGUCCAUAUCAUGUGGUGUUAGAAUACUGGAGGGUAAUGCCAGUCUGAAUAUAACUGUCAUACCUGGUUGCAGGAAAAAAAUACCUCAUCUCAUCUUCCCAUUUGCUUUUCUUGGUGAGGUUUGCUGUGAAGAAGACAUCCUACCAAUCUCACUGCUGCUUAAUGGGGUCACAGAGAUCUGUAGCAGUGUGCCAGGUUGUCACAGGGCCCAUUCACCCGCACAGCCUCGCAGGGGAUCACCUCUAUAAGGUGGAAACAUCAAACUCCACAAGGGUAAUGUCCGGGUGUGGGGUUUGAACAUAGGAUGUUGGUUUUGGAAAUCACUGUGCCCCCCUUGUAAUGCCCAGGUUGCCCACAGCCUUGGCACCUUCUUUAACCUGGGUCAUUAAUAGUCACGACCAGGGUGAACCAGGGUAAGGAGGAUACAAAACAACGAGAUUGGUGCAACAAAGUUCACAGGGUAGUGCCUUUCCUAUCCUAUCUAUCUAUCUAUCUAUCUAUCUAUCUAUCUAUCUAUCUAUCUAUCUAUC